AUGCGAGACUCGGUGGAUUUCGCUUUGGACGAGUAUGAGAGCUCGGAAAUCGACGGAAAUGGGACGAGUGAAGAAGAAAUAAUAGCAUGGCUGGCGAUGAAUCAGAAUGGACAAGAUGGGUCGAUGAAUGCACAUUUAUCUAUUGAUUUGAGUGGCUGGUCUGCUCUGGUGAAUACGGCUUUUGGCUUUGGUGUCUCCUAUGUGUCACUUGGUGGAAUUGCGAUUCUAAUGAACGGCACUUUUCUCUUUGCUUUGUUAUCAAAGCGAUCUCAAGUUUUCUCUCACGUUUUCUAUGUGAUGAUCUUCAAUUUUGUGCUUAUUGAUAGUUUGAAAGGGAUUUGCUCAAUACUAUUUGCGUUAAAACUUCUCAAAUCGGAUAUGGAUGCGAUAGGGACAUUGUGGAUUGUGAAGAUCGAUCAGAUGAGUGCAUUUCUGUUGAGAUUCUCCAAUCUGGCCACAAUUCUCAACUUGACGAUGAUCACAAUCAAUGAAUAUCUCUUCAUUUGUUAUCCGCUGCAGUAUCCAAAUAUUGUUACAAGAAAUCGAGUGAUCUGUUGCUUGGUUGUGAGUUGGAUCACUUCCUUUGGGCUCACGAUUUCAAAUGCUGUUGUCUCACAGGCACAUCAAUCGAUUCUCAUUGAUCUCGAGUGUCAAGCCGAAUUUGAGGCACAAGACGAUUCCCUCAACGAGACCGAGACUUUCCCGUGUCUUCUCCAUGUGGAACCCUCUCGUUCAGCUCAAUACGCAUAUCAUUUUGGUGUAAUCGUGUUUUGUGGUAUCUGUUUGGCCAUCACCGCCACGUCAUACAUCAUCUUGUUGAGGGUGAUCUCGAGGAUUGUCAAGGCUGACUUUUCGAGCACUGCCGAAGCUGUGUACCUCAAUGAGAACAUGCAGAAUGGUGAUCGUCGAGUACUUGAGAAGAGUCUCGUCAAGCGGCACAAAUACGUGGCAGUGAUUGGGACGGUGAUCAUCGUUUAUGCUGUUUAUCUCACUGCUUAUGCUUCGAUUCAAUUGUUACAGUUGAUCAAUAUGACAUCCGGACUCUCGAGUCACUACGUGUUCGUUUAUGUGAAAUAUGUUUGUUAUACGUUUAUUUCACUUCAUUCAAUCCUUCAACCCGUUUGCUAUUUGAGAAUGCGAGAGUUUCGAUGUCUUGUUAAAAGAGCAAUUUGCACGAGUAAACGAAAACAAAGUGAAAUCAUCUAUCAAGAUCAGUGUGGAUCCGAUGGAAGAAGAAGCGAUCUAAUCGAUUCGAGACGGGCAACGAAUAAGGAAUUCUUA
Molecule: messenger RNA, 1281 nt
Organism: Mesorhabditis belari
Lineage: Eukaryota; Metazoa; Nematoda; Chromadorea; Rhabditida; Rhabditidae
Source: the annotation of a GenBank genome assembly